UACUUUUCAUGAAUUGGUUAGUAUUCAAAAUGCAUCUAGGUACCAAGUAUAAUCAGGGAUUUACUGUAAACAGAAUGAAGGAAUUAGUAUAUAAUGGGCAGUCGAAGAGUAGCGUGACGAUGCGCAGUGGCAGCGUGGUAAGUGUGUAACCGGAACCGUGACAGCCUGAGUGUCUGUUAUAAAUGGGUGGAAAUGCAACUCUACUCACGACAUACAGGAUCGAUGACUACGGUAACGCUCUUCAUCAACUUCAUAUGCGGCUACUGACCGUUCAUCCCCGUGUUUAGCGAUAUGCUAGGAUUGCGCGAUGUAGCAAAAAAAGUGUAUCUUACUGCGAGAAGGCGCCAGCCUCCGGCACAGACAACCCAGCCUGAACUAAUAGAAACGGUGCGAGCGCACACGAGCUCAGUGGAGGCACUCGCGUUCUUCAAAGACGGCCGACGGAUCGUCACUGCUUCAAUGGAUAAAACAUUGCGAAUCUGGGACGUGGAGAAAAGAGCAUUUAUAGGAUGGCCAUUCAAGGGACACAGGGACAUUGUGAUGUCAGUUACUGUAUCGCCAGACGAUAGGCGAAUCGCCAGCAGUGGAGAAGAUAAUACCAUCAUCAUUUGGGAUGUCGAAAGCAAGCAAAUGGUAUUCAAACCGCUGGUGGAGCAUACACGCCGUGUGUCCUCGGUGUGUUUCUCCCCUGAUGGAGAGAGACUUGCAAGUGGGUCAUGGGAUGAUAGAGUUAUUAUAAGGGAUGCAGAGACUGGCGCUGUCCUCUCAACACUCAAGGGUCAGGGUUCGCACGUUUUGUGUGUCGCCUUCAGCCCGGACGGGCUAAAAUUAGCAUGCGGCGGAUCCCGUGGUAACAUUUGGGUUUGGUGCACCGAUAACGCCGAGCUUCUGUUCAAAAUCGACGCUCAUGGGGAUUGGGUUAACAGCGUUGUGUGGUCGCCUGACGGCCAGCAACUUGUCUCCGCAUCAGAUGACAAAACAAUCAAGUUUUGGGACUCCUCGAAUGGUUUCCAGAUCGGUCUACCUUGUACUGGUCACACUGGGAUAAUUUACUCCCUGGCCAUCUCUUCUGAUGAUUCAUUCAUUGCCACUGCCUCGCACGAUACGACUGUACGCUUAUGGAGUACAAAGUCACACCUCCAGAUAGGACAGGCCUUCAAACACACUACAUAUGUUGACUGCGUCACAAUUUCUCCUAGUGGAGAACUACUUGCGAGUGGAGACUGUGAUGGGAAUAUUUGGCUCUGGUCGAUCGAGAACAUACUUUCUGCAACAUUCGGGCUGGAUUCCUUACACCAUUCCUAUUUUGCACAUCGCAGUAAGAGGAAGCUUGGACGACAGCUCUAUGUGGAGGCCCUUUCAGACGCGAACAAGGUGCGGACGAUAUCUAUCUUUGUUUGAACAUUUGUGACGAUGUUUGUAGGUUAUUGAGCUCAACCCUUCGUCUUAUCUCGGGUACGAACUGAAGUACGCGGCUCUUCGUGGAGCACGACACUAUGAUGAUGCGUUUAAGGCCUUCAAGAUAAUGCUUUCCAUGUUGGAUGAUGCACCCGACCCGCAUAUACGACGUAAGCUCAAA
This is a messenger RNA of Suillus fuscotomentosus, 1579 nucleotides long. Its product is annotated as WD40 repeat-like protein. Bases 292 to 1401 code for a protein of 369 amino acids. The record is from RefSeq and is a predicted model, not a curated record. The transcript has a single exon. NCBI's taxonomy places the organism in Eukaryota, Fungi, Basidiomycota, Agaricomycetes, Boletales, Suillaceae. Gene Ontology annotation, cellular component: catalytic step 2 spliceosome. Gene Ontology annotation, molecular function: protein binding; RNA binding.